Pseudoliparis swirei is the source of this 1598-nucleotide messenger RNA. RefSeq names its product transcriptional adaptor 1 (gene tada1). The coding region runs from base 19 to 1020 and encodes 333 amino acids. The record is from RefSeq and is a predicted model, not a curated record. Gene Ontology annotation, molecular function: transcription coactivator activity. NCBI's taxonomy places the organism in Eukaryota, Metazoa, Chordata, Actinopteri, Perciformes, Liparidae. Gene Ontology annotation, biological process: regulation of transcription by RNA polymerase II. Gene Ontology annotation, cellular component: SAGA complex. The transcript has 8 exons.
UACACGUAGGCACUCGCCAUGGCGGCUCAUGCAAGCGAGCUCGAGAUUGCAAAGAAGAAUUUAACUGAUGCAAUUGGCGAUAAUGUCAAACACUACUGGGCAAACCUUAAGCUGUGGUUCAAACAAAAAAUCAGCAAGGAGGAGUUUGACAUUGAGGCUCGUCGUCUGUUGCCACAGGAGAACGUCCAUGUUCACAACGACUUCCUUCUGGCCAUUCUCACACGCUGCCAACUAAUUGUUUCCACACCAGAAGGUGCAGGGCAACUACAGUGGCAGGGUGGCUCUGCUUCAAAGCCUGGAAAACCAAAGGGGAAGAAAAAAUGUUCCUCCAGACAAAAGUUUGAUCAUCGUUUCCAGCCACAGAACCCUCUGAGCGCAGCCCAGCCUUUCAGCCCUCGGGAGGUGGGAGGUGAGGAGGAGGAGCUGCGUCUAAGUGCCCAUACUCUGCUAUUGCCGACGCGGGGCCAGCUGGAGGCCCGCAUGAUGGUGAUGGCCUUUGAGCUGGGCCUGGAUAACAUCACAGAUGAUGCCGUUGGCAGCACGAUCUACGCUGUUGAGCACCACUUGAAAGACGUCCUAACUGCUGUCAUCAGCCGGCGGAAGUCUUACAGGUUACGAGAUGGUCGCUUCCCGUAUGCCUUUGGGAGUGAUGUCACACCGCAGCCGUAUCUGAAAAACAGCCUUGCUGCUUACCACAAUGUUACUGAAGGUCCCCCUCCAAGUGCUUCGCUCGGCUCUGGCCCACCACCUCAAGUGUCACCCGAUGAGGCCGAGCAACAAGCUGUUCACUUAUUGGCUUGUUCCGCUGACACUCUUCCCGCUCCCCUCCCUCCAAUCAACAUGUUUGAUCUCCUGGAGGCUUUACAGGUUCACCACGGUGUCAUGCCCUCCCACACGAUGUAUGCCCUGAACAUGGAGCGCAUCCUGUCACGGCUCUGGCACCCCAGCCAUGAAGAACUAGAGCAGGACCAAGUCCACCGGCAGCGUCUCGCUGCCAAAGAGGGCGUGCUCGUCAGCUGAGAACCACUCAUGCUGGACUGUAUAUGAACCAAACACAAAUAUAAUCCCCAACAUGGAAAUAGAUUGAGACUUGUGUGUCUAUAAAAACUGAAUACCCUUUUCACAAUACCUGGAAAAUCACAUCCGUGUUGCACAAAGAGAAAAGUACGAGUGGCGCAAGAUAACACAACACUGUUGGACAGUGGACAGAGUUGGACCUGCACUCCAGCCAACAGCUGGAAUAUUUGUUGUCUGUUCCACCGGUCAUUUCGGCCGUCAACAAACCAUCACAUCAUUUGUAACGUUAUUUAGUAAGAACCCUGUUUGUUGGUAAAAUAUUGAAAGUGUUUAAUUUGAGGCGAUACCAGCAGAUGAAGCACUGGAAAAGAAAAAAUAAGUUCUUAUUGGGUCAGGUUGCACCACAGUGUGAAUGUUCUAAAGCUUUCACGUCUCUGCUCUUGAAUAUGUUUGUGUAGCAUUUAGUUCAGAUUGACUGUAUACAUUUGUAACUUCUUUUUUUUCCUACACAAAACUUGUUUUAUAAUUUCUAUUCCAGACUGUAGUUUCGUAAAAAUAAAUGUAAAAAAUGUUCAAGCGCA